UGGAAUUAAAUAUAUUAUCUUUGAGCCGCCUCGAUCCUCCUCCUCGCUCAGUUGAGUGAGUCAAUUCUAGGUGACGGAGCACUGGUUCUUGGGCGGGUGAAGCAAGCAAGGCAGAUGGAAGAGGAGCUGAACAGCCAUCCCUCCGAUGGACAAACGCGAAAUCCGGCUGCUUAUCCUAGCGGCGUCGGGCUUGGUGAAGGAGCUGAGGCUGAGCUGUUGGUGAAGGAAGCCAAGCCAGAGAAGGAAGAAGAGAAACGAAGAAAGUGAGCAUUCCAUUCACUAAUUAAAAUCAGUUCCCACACCGACCAAGCCAGAGAAGGAAGAAGAGAAACGAAGAAAGCACCCUUUUUAAAUUAGAAAUUGCUCUGUCAAAGGAAAUAAGAACACUGGCAGCUGAAGCUUUUCUUAAUGCCAGCUGGUACCAAGGGCCAACUUCAGCAAGUCUAAAAUAUAUAAUAAUAGCCUCAGAGGAGAGUGGAAUCGAGGGGAAUCCGGGAAAGAGAAGAAGAAAGGGGAAACGGGAAAGGAAGGGAGAGAGUUCUUUUUUGCCUCAAGACUUCUACUUUUAUGGUCAUUUGCUUUGAAGAUAAGGAUUGGAAGGAUAUCCAAGUUCUUUUUUGCUCAGGUAUUAUUUUGAACUUGUGAGUGGAAAACGAUUGCUCGGGUUGCAUUUUGACAUAGCUCAGCUGCUCAAGCGUUGAUAAAUGUGGUUCUAUGGGGGUAUACUGUAUAUUACAAAUGAGUGGGAAUGGGGCACACAGACUGAAGUUCAAAGCCUCACCACAAUUAAGGAAGCUGUUUCCUUAUUUCUAUUAGGAGCAGCGGAGGAGAAGAAAGGGGGAAAGGGAAACGGGUACAAGUGAAAGAGUAGAGAGAAGGAACAGGAAAGAAAGAGGAAGCAGAAAGGGAAAGUUAUUGAAUUCAUAAUAUACAAGGGUUUUAUUAUUCUCCAAGUUCGUUUCUUGCUUUGAAGAUAAGUCUUGCCUCCAGUUACAUUGACGUAUGUUUCAUCAAAACUCCAAAGGAAAUAAGAACACUGGCGGCUGAAGCUUUUCUUAAUGCCAGCUGAAAAUAAGUACUCAUACUAAAUUUGGGAUUGGAAGCAGGGGCAUUUCCCCCAGCCCCCAGGUCCUCUAUGCCCUAGCGGGAGUUGUGAGCCGACGAGGAAGAUGGGAGAAAGACACUCUCUAAAAGCCCCUACUGGCUUCAAAGAACAAGACACUGUCUGGCUUUAAGAAGUGAUUAUGUCGUUCUUAUGCUGAAGUUCGCUGGUGAGUGGAAAACAAUUGCUAGAUUUGUGUUUUGACGUAGCACAGCUGCUCAAACGUUGAUAAAUUUGAAGGGGCUGUAGGGAAGGGGGUGGGAAGAAAGCAAGGAAUGAGAAGAGGAAAGCUUCAGCUGCCUGUGUACUAGUAAAAGGGAAGUAGGUAACUACCUACUUGUGAUUCUGGAAGUGCUAGUGUACUAGAAGAACCAGGGCACUACCCACUCGUUGGCAAAUGUACUGUAGCUAUUGUAGUUGGUUCUCCCCUUGAAUGUUUUUUUAUUGAAACUUUUAUUCUUUAUUGUGGCUUAGAGCCGUUUGCUUCUUUCACUGCUGUUUCAGAUCUGCUAAUAUAUGUCGUUGUUGCAAAUCCUAUUCAUUCUUUACCUCAACCUUUUUUCUUUGUUUCAAAACAUAUAAUAUUUCGUAUACACCUUUUACUUGCAGGAAAAACGCAGUGUGGAGAUGUUGGAUUGCCCCAGCCCCAUAGGAGUACGCUUUGCUUAGUACUAUAAUUAGUUUUGACUUUUUCAAUUUCCUUGGUUGUAAGGGCAUAUCUUUGUUUAAUGCCCUUUUAGAACAGUACUCCGUAUUUGUUUAUUUUAAACAUUGGUCUUUUCAGUUUUUUUUUAAAUUUUUUAUUUGGUGGUAUGUAAAACUUUAAAAUGGAAGGGGUUGGGUUCGAUUCCCUGGAGCGGAUUUUGGCCCCAUCACCGCCCUUCUAUUUUGGCCUUGCCCUUCUGAUUUUUUUUUCCGGGAAGCAGCUAGAAGAUGGUCUUACCCCAGCGGAUUGCAAUAUUCAGAAAGCCUUCAUUUUCACUUCUUUGGUGAUAUAACCUAUUUGCAACUAUGCUUGCGGGCUGCGGCUUGACUCUUUAUGAGGACAUUCUUAGCUGCUGCCAAAUGCGAGACUACUUGGGAUGCUGGUACUUCAGCUAGAAGAGCAAUUCAUAACCCUCUCGAGCAGUUCUUUGAAGCUCAUAGAAGUGUGGAGGAUGAUAAACCUGUUGUGUAUGGUGGGAGCUGGAAGGCAUCUGAGCUUCGUCUCAAGUCCUGGGAUGAUCUUCACAAACUAUGGUAUGUACUUCUCAAGGCUCAACGUCAAAUGCUUAAUGCUCAAAACUUGAGAUUUCCAAAUCCAGAAUGUAUCUCCAAGGUAAGAAAGUCUAUAUGCCGAAUCAAACACGUGCUCACAGAGAGGGCGAUCGAUGAGCCAGAUCCUAUGAGGUGUAGUGAGAUGAAAAGAAUGAUAAAUGCCGUAUGAGAAGAAUGAUAGUUGUGUUAAAAGGAAUGAAUGAGAGAUGCUGUCAUUUGAUCCAGUGGCAGAUAGACAGGUAGUUUAUGGAGUCAUAUAUUUUCUGUUUCAAGAAUUUUGUGCUGCCCAGAUGAUUUGUUGGAGCUGUGGACGUGCUCUUUUAAACACAUUCUUUGCUAGCUCGUGUAUCUGAAAAUGGAUGCUGUGGACGUGUAUCCUGGAAGUGUUUUUUUAUUUGCCUGAUGUCAUCCAUCUCCUUGGGUGGGUAGAACAAAAGAGGCAAACAAUUUUUAGACAAAAAAAUGGAAGCGGUUGGGAGUUGGGGGGAUGAUAAAUAAAGCAAAACUUUAUAUGAGUAUGUGUUACUUGAGUUCAGUUCAAAUCGGUUGAAAUUGUUAUUUUUUUUUAAAUAUGUCAAUAUUUAUUAUUUUUUAUUAUAUUUAGUUUUGUACUAAUAGUCUACCAUAUUUUGAUGUGAUAUCUAGCCUUAUUUAGAUGAUUUGUAUUAAAUUAGUUGAUUUGUAAAUCCCACAUAAUCCUCUUGUAAUCACUCUCAAACGGCCGAAAUGAAACCAGAUAGUUUCAAAUCAAAAUUAUUGAUGUAUAUGGAGUAUAAAUUGGGUAAUUUACACAAAAAGAUCUUUGAUUUAAACUUA
Molecule: messenger RNA, 3175 nt
Organism: Cuscuta epithymum
Lineage: Eukaryota; Viridiplantae; Streptophyta; Magnoliopsida; Solanales; Convolvulaceae
Source: the annotation of a GenBank genome assembly